Anopheles cruzii is the source of this 717-nucleotide messenger RNA. Its product is annotated as carboxypeptidase B-like. The record is from RefSeq and is a predicted model, not a curated record. The annotation marks the transcript as partial. Gene Ontology annotation, biological process: proteolysis. Lineage: Eukaryota; Metazoa; Arthropoda; Insecta; Diptera; Culicidae. The transcript has 3 exons. Gene Ontology annotation, molecular function: metallocarboxypeptidase activity; zinc ion binding.
UUCAUCGAUGGCGGUAUUCAUGCACGAGAAUGGGUUGCUGUGAUGUCGGUUGUGUACUUGAUUCACGAAUUAGUGGAACAUUCGAGCUCUCACGCGGACAUGCUGAACAAGGACUGGAUCAUCAUUCCUGUUGCCAACCCUGAUGGCUACGAGUUUUCGCACACCAAUAACCGAUUGUGGCGUAAGAAUCGUUUCCCUGCUACAAUUCUGUGCACUGGUAUCGAUUUGAAUCGCAACUGGGACUAUAUGUGGGAAUUCUCGAGCAAUGCCUGCUCUGAGUCGUACGCAGGAACGAAUGCUUUUUCGGAGUUGGAAACUCAAGCUCUGAACCGUGUCAUGCAGCAGCACGCACGAUAUAUGGUGCUCUACCUCGCCGUUCACACUCAUGGGAAUAUGAUCCUGUACCCCUAUGGAUACGCCUGGCCUUUCAUUCCAGUGUCGAAUCAAGCCGCUCAUAUUGCCCUAGGGGAGUUAGCCCGUGACGCGGUCACCAGCGUCGGUGGGCCACUUUACGUUGUUGGCAAUAGUGCCGAGAUCCUGUACACCGCCAAUGGUUGCAGUGAUGACUACGCAGCGGGAGUAAUUGGCUCCCGAUACGCGUUCACUCUCGAGCUAACUGGAGGUGGACUUACCGGGUUCGAUCUGCCUGCUAGCCAGAUUAUGGCCGUCGCGUCUCAGACAUUCCAGAUCUUCCACACAAUGGCCAACAACGUUUAA